Molecule: messenger RNA, 2617 nt
Organism: Malurus melanocephalus (red-backed fairy wren)
Lineage: Eukaryota; Metazoa; Chordata; Aves; Passeriformes; Maluridae
Gene: RASSF10
Product: Ras association domain family member 10
Exons: 1
Coding region: 606-1943 (445 amino acids)
Biological process (GO): signal transduction
Source: RefSeq, a predicted model, not a curated record
ACUUGGAGACCGUUCCCGUUCCCAUCRAAGUACACGGCAAGUUCCCAUUAAAAUCUGGCUCAGCUAGUAUUUUAAUAACACUUAGCCAUUCCCGUCCUUUGCAUAUUUCAUCUGCGAAGCGCUUUACAAACAUGAAUCUCCUAAUUACAGGCGGAUGAUUUACUAAAACUGGAAAUUCCUCACUAGUUCUGGCUUUCCCUUUGAAGCUCCGGGGUUCGCUCUUGUCUCUCGGCACUUUGGAAGAUCCCCGACGCCGCUCGUUCUCUCGUUCGCGGCAGAGGCAGGGCACUAAGAAAGAAGCCACGGAGGAGSCUGCGAUCUGCCCCGGAGUGUGUGGGGUGUGAGCCGCGGGGUUCGCACGUGGGGAGCGCAGAUCCCGGUGCUCCGGGAGCGGGCAGGGCGCGGGUGAGACGGGACACACCGGGCAGGAAGGGGUGGAGCGGCCGGCGGAGCGCACGGGCGGGGUGCCGCGGGCGGGGAGGGGACGGCACAGGCAUCCUGGCCGUGCUGAGCCGGGCAGAGCCUCCGCACAGCGCUCCCCAUGGAGCGGCUGCCCCGCCAGCCCUGAGCCCGCCGCCCCGGCCGCCCGCCCGCAGCCGCCCCCGAUGGAGCCCGACGAGAGGAAGAUCUCGGUGUGGAUCUGCCAGGAGGAGAAGCUGAUCUCCGGGCUCUCCCGGCGGACCACCUGCUCGGACGUGGUGCGAGUGCUGCUGGAGGACAGCCACCACCGGCGGCAGCGCCCGGCGCCGCCCGAGCCCGCCGGGGGGAUGCUGUCGGGGCCGCCGCACUCGUACUGCAUCGUGGAGAAGUGGCGCGGCUUCGAGCGGAUCCUGCCCAACAAGACCAAGAUCCUGCGGCUCUGGGUGGCGUGGGGSGACGAGCAGGAGAACGUGCGCUUCGUGCUGGUGCGCAGCGAGGCUUCUCUGCCCAACGCGGGGCCGCGCAGCGCCGAGGCGCGGGUGGUGCUGAGCAGGGAGCGCCCCGGCCGCGGCCUGGGGGCGGCACGGACCAGCCUGGCGCUCACGCAGGAGCGGCAGCGGCGGGUGGUGAGGAAGGCCUUCCGCAAGCUGGCCAAGAUCAACAAGAAGCGGCAGCAGCCGCUGGCACGGGAGGCCUCGUCGGCGGAGAGGAUGGAGACGCUGGUGCACCUGGUGCUGUCGCAGGACCACACCAUCCGACAGCAGAUCCAGCGGCUCCGAGAGCUGGACCGCGAGAUCGACAGGUACGAGGCUAAAAUCCACCUGGACCGCAUGAAGCGSCACGGCGUCAACUACGUGCAGGACACCUACCUGGUGGGCACGGGCGGCGSGGAGCCCGAGCCGGGCCGGGAGCAGGGCCAGCCCGCCGGCCGCCGCCUCGACGAGGAGGACUACGCCAGGAAAUGCGAGGAGGUGCUGCAGCUGCAGGAGCAGCGGGCGCAGCAGGAGGAGCUGCUGGAACACCUGGCCGCCGAGAUCCAGGAGGAGCUCAACGAGCGCUGGAUGAAGCGGCGGCGGGAGGAGCUGGAGCUGGCGGCGGGGCCCGGGCUGGCCGACACGGACUGCGACACCACCGAGCUGAGCGGCGGCGGCGGCGAGGGCGAGCUGCASCUGGAGCACGAACGGGUCAAGACCCAGCUGAGCACCAGCCUCUACAUCGGCCUCAAGCUGAGCACGGACCUGGAGGCCGUCAAGAGCGACCUGGACUGCACGCAGCGGGUGUGGGAGGACAAGGAGCGGGAGCUGCAGUGGCUGCUGGACACGCUGGGCACGCUGGACGUGGCGGAGGCGCUGGCAGAGCCGCGCGGGGCGGCGGCCGGGGCGCGGCCGGGGGCAGGAUGGAUGGAACAGGCGCGGGGACUGCGCAAAGACCGCGCCGACAACGACGAGGACUCGGACACGGGGCUGAGCUCCAUGCACAGCCAGGACUCGGACUCGCUGCCCGUGUGCGAAUCGCUGGUGUAGCGCCCGCCCGCCCCGCCGCAGCCACCCCGGGCACCGGGCACMGGGCASMGGGGCUGCCGGGGCACAGAGCAGAUGUGGGGCAGCCCAGGAAACUCCCGGCGCAGGAGGCAGUCGCGCAGAGGAAACAUUUUAAUUUGAGCUCUGAAGUUUGAACUUGUUCUGAUUAGUCAUCCGCGGGCAGCGUUUAGGCUGGCUCGCCGGUACUUUUAUCCGAGGAAGAGAAAACCCACAGCGUGUUUGUGUUUCAUUCACGUCUGGGAUUGCUCGCUCCUUAAAUCCUGCCCCUCGCUUUGCUGCGAACGUUUUCUUGCCGGGCCUUUUAAUCCUCCUCAGUGUAGCGUAAGGCUGCUCCGGGUCAGCUCUUCACGAGCAAAAGGCCGGGACGUGCCCUCCCGAGGGGAUCGCUCUCUCCCGAACAGGGUGUCGGCAUUGCAGAGUCAGAUGUGGGUUAUACUGGGUUAUACUGGGYUAUACUGGCUGUCACAAAYACACCCGGCUCCUUUACAGGCAAAAAGUCUCGACACUAAAGCUGCUGAUCACUUAAACAGUGCGGAGGAAAAGAGGUGUCAGUGCUUCUGACUCUGGGAUCUCCCAGGGCGCAAACUUUUGGACGGUGCUGCAGUUCCUUUCGGCAACAAAAAGGGGUGAUAAAUCACUUCCUUUUUUUUCUUUUU